Molecule: messenger RNA, 854 nt
Organism: Gopherus flavomarginatus (Mexican gopher tortoise)
Lineage: Eukaryota; Metazoa; Chordata; Testudines; Testudinidae
Gene: PSME2
Product: proteasome activator subunit 2
Exons: 11
Coding region: 73-807 (244 amino acids)
Biological process (GO): regulation of proteasomal protein catabolic process; regulation of G1/S transition of mitotic cell cycle; positive regulation of endopeptidase activity
Cellular component (GO): cytoplasm; proteasome activator complex; nucleoplasm
Molecular function (GO): endopeptidase activator activity
Source: RefSeq, a predicted model, not a curated record
GGGGGGCGGGCCGGGCGAAGGGAAAUCGAAAGGGGUCCGAGCCGGGCUCCCGCGGACACACAGACCCGGACCAUGGCCAAGGCCUGCGCUGUGAAAGUCAGCGGGGAGUCCCGCCGGCAGGUCGAGCUCUUCAGGGAAUCUCUCUUCAAGGAGGCUGAGCAAUUCCUGUCAACAUUUUUACCCCAAAAAAUCUUUCAACUGGACAAGUUCCUGAAGGAGGAUUCACUGAACAUCAAGGAUCUCUCGACCCUCCGGGCCCCCCUGGAUAUCCCCAUCCCUGACCCGCCCCCCAAGGAUGAGGAUGAGGACUCUAAUAACAUGGAGACGGAUAAGGAGGAGAAGAAGGAGGCUCCCAAAUGUGGCUACCUGAAGGGCAACGAGGCCAUGGUGAUGCUGCUGGGCCGGGUCAAGCCAGAGGUGUGGGAGCUGAAGGAGAAAUGUGUUUUGGUCAUCACCUGGAUCCAUCACCUGAUCCCCAGAAUUGAGGACGGGAAUGAUUUUGGGGUGGCCAUUCAGGAGAAGGUGCUGGAGCGGGUGACGGCCAUCAAGACCAAGGUUGAGGGCUUCCAGACAGCCAUUUCCAAAUAUUUCUCUGAGCGAGGAGAUGCUGUGGCGAAGGCUUCGAAGGAGACCCAUGUGAUGGAUUACCGGACUCUGGUCCACGAGCGGGACGAGGUGAUCUAUGGGGAGAUCCGGACCAUGGUGCUGGACAUUCGGGGCUUCUAUGCUGAGCUCUAUCACAUCCUCACCCAGAACCUGGAGAAGCUGACAAACCCCAAGGGCGAGGAGAAGCCGUCCAUGUACUGAGGGGCCGGGGCCCCAACCAGACUGCAAAUAAAUGGGUCCCCCCGAAA